Messenger RNA from Camelina sativa (false flax), 918 nucleotides. RefSeq lists its product as uncharacterized. NCBI's taxonomy places the organism in Eukaryota, Viridiplantae, Streptophyta, Magnoliopsida, Brassicales, Brassicaceae. The record is from RefSeq and is a predicted model, not a curated record.
GAUUUUCUCUCUCUCUCUCUUACGUUUUAAAAAGUAAAAACAAAUACCUCUAAACACCAUCGUCUCUCUCUCUCUCUUCUUAUCCAAACAUGGCUGCAACAGCAACUGUAUCAUCAUCGCCAUUGAAGCGCCAAAGAGAUGAGCAAGAACAAGAAAUCAUCAUAGCACAAGAAGAAACAAAAAGACAAAAGCCUUGUUCAUCUUCUUCCUCGUACAACCAAGUUCAAUGUCUUCUAGAUGAUACAGAAGUAGUAGAAGAUGAAGCCGACAAUGACAUAACUUCCCUAAUCACUACUCUUCAGCAAGAAAUCUCAACAGAAGAGCAUAACGCUACCCUUUUCGAAGAGAACCCUUCUCUCUCUUCUUCUUGUUCCUCCUCAUCUUCGUCUUCGUGCACCUCGAAAGAAGAUGAGUACGAGGAAGAUAAAGAGAAGGUGAUGAAGCAUCUUCUUGAAGCUUCAGACGACGAACUCGGGAUCCCUAACACUGAAACUGGCGGGAGUAAUUAUGAGAUGAUUAAGAGUCAUGAGACUAAUCAGGAUUACGUUAAUGGGUUUAGUUUAUUAGAUGGGUUUGGUGUUGGGCUUUGGGAGCUAGAGGACGAAGCAGCUAAUUAUUACACGUUGCUGCAGUCAGAACUGUUCAUGUAGACAAGGCUAAAGUAGGUAAAACAAGAAAAAGAGGAUGGGUAAAAAAAGGAAAGUAAAAGACCAUAUUUUGAUGAUGAAAAAGUAAUAAAGAAAAAGAAGAGACUAUUUUCUUUAAUUGAAAAUUCUUUUAUCAUUAUUGGGUUUUUGUUAUUUUUUCCAUGUGGAUUUGACAAGUGUCCUCUUUUUAUUUGUGUAGAUACUAUAUGAAUUAUAUUGGUUUGAUUAAUUUAGUGGGACUAAUGAUAAUGAUACUAUUUUGUUGUUUUUA